AUGAAUACAAUUAACAAUCAGCAAACAACUAAUGAUCAUAAACAAUAUCAAUCGACAACAAAUAGAAUGAAAAGAAAAUUACCAUUGACAAAUUCAGAAAUAGUUCAAACUGUUUCAAAAGAUCUAAAUGAAUCUACUUUAAAUUUAAAUAAUGUCGAUCGAGAAAAUGACCUUGAUGAUUAUGCUGAUCAAAUUUUUAAUUAUUUGAAUGAAACUUCUACUAAAACAACAACAACAACGUCAUCUUUACAUCAAGUUGAAAAUAAUCAAAUUAAUUCAUCAUCUCAAUUAUUCAUUCCAACACAUUCGUCUAACAAUGAAAUCAAAUCAUUUUUAUGUUCUUUUUGUCCAUAUUUUACACAUAAUAUUCAAGAAUUUCAAAUACAUAUUGCAAAACAUACAGAAAAAAAUUUUCGAUGUUUAUUAUGUCCAUGCAUGUAUAAAUACAGACGAGAUUGUGUAACACAUAUGAAACGUAAACAUUCAAAUGAUGUUACCGGAUCAAUAUCACAACAUAUAGAGAAAAUUAAUAAUAAUAAUUCUAUUCAACCAUCAACAUCAACAUUUUCAAUCAAUCCAAAUUUAUGUUCAGAACAAAAACGAUAUGGUUGUCCUUAUUGUCCAUUGAUGGCUAAAUCAACUUCGUCAAUAUAUAGACAUCAAUCACGUAUGCAUACUUCAUUUCCUAAAAUCGUACAUAAAUACUCAACCGAUGAUCCAAAUACACGUAAUCUUGUUGCUAUACUUAAACAAAAAUCAAUUAAAAAUGAACAACUUUUGAAAUCUGAAAUACCUAAUGAAAAUGAUUUACCUGAUCCAUUAAAUAUUUCAUCAUCAUCAUCAUCGUCAACUAUUCAUCAACAAACCGAAUCUUAUUCAUUAGUCAAUCGUCAUCGAUGUGCUGCAUCAAAACAUAUUACUGCUCAUAAUAUUUGUUUAUCAAAUGGUCGUUUAUCAAAGAUUUUUCAAUGUUGUCUCUGUGAUUAUCGAGCAUAUCAUCGAAGUAAUGUUGUUCGACAUGUUAAAAAAAUACAUACAAAUAAUAUUGAUCAAUCCAGUCCUCAAUUAAUAGAAGAAAAUUCAAAUAAAUUAAUUAUUAAUGAUGAAUCAAAUUUGAAUAAUUCUCAUAUCGAACAAAUACCAAAUUAUUCAUUAAAUACUAUUGUACAAGCUCCAAUUAUACCUACUAAUAAUGAUUCAAAUAAAUCCUAUGCUGAUAUUCAUCUUUCGAUAAAUAUUUUUCUUCCAAAAAAGAAGAAAUAUAACUUGUUGAAUCGAACAAGAAGUGAUUGCAGUAAUGAUGGAUAUUCUGAUGAAAAUAUCAGUCAUGAUGAUGAUGAUGAUGGCGAUGGCAUAACAAAAAUUCAUAUAUCUUCAUCUAAUCAACAAAAUCUUUCUAGUGGAUCAUUGUAUAAACCACAUAAAUGUCGUCGAUGUUUUUAUCGAUCUAAUUGGAAAACUGAUAUGCUUCAUCAUAUUCGUCUUAAACACCAUAUAAAUCAUGCAAGUAAAUCUGAUUACGUAUCAAUGGAUUUUGAUUCAGCUUUACGUUCAUUUUCAAAUUAUGAGAAAACAUUUGGAAAAGUUCUUAAAAGUAUAUUUUAG
This is a messenger RNA of Adineta steineri, 1605 nucleotides long. The record is from the annotation of a GenBank genome assembly. NCBI's taxonomy places the organism in Eukaryota, Metazoa, Rotifera, Eurotatoria, Adinetida, Adinetidae.